ACUUUGACCGCUGAUCUCCGGCAUCCUUGCGGGCCUUUGCAAUAAGAAAUUGACGAGGAUUUAGCCGAAGCCCCUGGACAAAGCAGUUAUGACAUUUGCGAGGCAUAAAGCAACGUCAAGGAAUUCGUCAAUGCACUGUUGAAGUCCUUCACUGAUUCUAAAUUGGUGGUUCCACUCGUGUUGCACCUAUGCACAAGAGUAGUCCUCUCUACGCCGUGGCAUCAUAUAUAUUACUGUGUGAUCUUUACUUCGACCAAGCGGGCGCCCAGAACGGUGAAAGAUACAUACCGGGAAUUGAUGACCUCUCUUCACAUCCCGAAAUGAGAAUCCCGACUCCGAAGGUGGUUGGCAUGAAUUGGUCUAUUGGAUUCAUGCCUCGAUCGCUGGGUAGAUGCCCACAUCACAUCGGUGUAUAUGAGAUACAUAUGCUAGGCGGUGUUCAGGUCGUGGAACCCUUGAAAACCAGCACUACGUCCAUCAACAAGGCGAAUGGGAUCUUCAACUUGAGCCCCAGCAAUGCAUUCAUGGUGGAGGAGAAAUAUCAGCCUCUUCCAGAGAUCAAUAUUGAUCUGUUCACAGACCUGGUGGAGGUUCUGACUCUUGCAGGUGAUGCCGCGAACCGCUUUCCCAUCGUAAUGUUCUAGUUUCGUUUCUUAGAUCGGGCAUGGGGCUAAUUGUCCCACCCUUCUGAUCACCACGUCCAUCGUCAUAGCAGACAAUACUAUGCGAUAUAUUGACUGGUUGCUAGAAACCGCAUCAAUUGUCAGCGUAUCUCGAAUAACUUGGAAACCAUUACCGCGGUCGAAGGUGUGGACUAGACGUACGGCUUGGUAGAAAAAUAUGCCCACG
Aspergillus pseudonomiae is the source of this 849-nucleotide messenger RNA. RefSeq lists its product as uncharacterized. Lineage: Eukaryota; Fungi; Ascomycota; Eurotiomycetes; Eurotiales; Aspergillaceae. The transcript has a single exon. The record is from RefSeq and is a predicted model, not a curated record. Bases 189 to 644 code for a protein of 151 amino acids.